This is a messenger RNA of Spinacia oleracea (spinach), 5520 nucleotides long. RefSeq names its product pentatricopeptide repeat-containing protein At3g18110, chloroplastic. Gene Ontology annotation, molecular function: protein binding. NCBI's taxonomy places the organism in Eukaryota, Viridiplantae, Streptophyta, Magnoliopsida, Caryophyllales, Amaranthaceae. The transcript is spliced from 6 exons. The coding region runs from base 150 to 4592 and encodes 1480 amino acids. The record is from RefSeq and is a predicted model, not a curated record.
GUACUCUGUACUCUGUACUCUGGAAACGCUACAACCAACCAUCAACAACUGAAUAAUGAAUAUCCCGCCAACAUGAGCUACUAAUUCCAGUUUAUCCACAAAAACCCAUCUUAAACCCCUUGUAAAAAAAAUCUCAAAUUCCUCUGAGAAUGGCGAUUGCAAAUUCUGGAACUUUUGCAGUAUCAGCUUCACCAUUGCACAUCGAUUCACAAUCCAAGGUACGCAGAUUCAUCCCUUCUAAUUGCACUUUAGCUUCAUCUAAUUCUUCUUCAACAUCAGCUGAAGAAACUACACUCGAAGAACCGAAAAACCCUAGAAAGUUUAGUUAUAGCAGGGCAUCUCCUUCUGUGAGAUGGCCCAAUUUGAAACUCACAGAAAUUCACCAAUCCGCGCAAACCCAUUUGAAUUUAGCAUCUAAUUCACCGACCCAUUUUGCGAAAACGGCCAAUAAUUCGGAGGAUAGUGAGGAAUUUGAGGUUGAGGGCGAUGCAGGUAGUAUGGAUGAUGUGGGUGGUGGUGUUAAUGAUGAGACUUUAGAGGUUUUGGAUAAGCCUAGUAAGAGUAAGGCUAGGAGAAUGACUAAGUUGGCCCUUAAAAGGGCGAAAGAUUGGAGGAUGAGGGUUCAAUAUUUGACUGAUAAGAUAUUAGGGUUAGGGUCUGAUGAGUUUGUGGCUGAUGUGUUGGAUAAGAGAUUGGUGCAAAUGACUCCUACUGAUUAUUGUUUUGUGGUGAAGUGGGUGGGUCAGUCGAGUUGGCAGCGAGCUUUGGAGGUUUUUGAGUGGUUGAAUCUCAGGCAUUGGUACUCUCCUAAUGCUCGAAUGCUGGCCACGAUAUUGGCGGUUCUUGGAAAGGCGAAUCAGGAAGGGCUGGCUGUGGAGAUUUUUAUGAGGGCGGAGUCUUCUGCUGGUAAUACCGUUCAGGUUUACAAUGCAAUGAUGGGGGUUUAUGCGAGGAAUGCUAGAUUCUCAAAGGUUCAAGAAAUGCUGAGUUUGAUGCGAGAGCGUGGCUGUGAGCCAGAUCUUGUGAGCUUUAAUACCUUGAUAAAUGCGCGUUUGAAAUCAGGUCCAUUAGGGCCGAAUUUGGGGAUGGAGCUUUUGAAUGAGGUGAGAAAAUCUGGCAUGAGACCAGAUGCUAUAACUUAUAACACUCUUAUUAGUGCUUGCUCUCGUGAGUCCAAUCUGCAGGAGGCUAUAAAGGUAUAUGGUGAUAUGGAGGCUAAUAAUUGCCAACCUGAUCUAUGGACAUAUAAUGCCAUGAUUUCAGUUUUUGCUAGAUGUGGGUUAGCAAGUAGAGCUGAAAGGAUUCUUAGAGAACUGGAGGCUAAAGGGUUUAUCCCAGAUGCUGUGACAUAUAAUUCACUGUUGUAUGCAUAUGCCAGAGAAGGAAAUAUUGAGAAGGUAGGAGAUAUUUGCGAAGAGAUGUUGAAAAGAGGAUUUGUGAAGGAUGAAAUGACUUACAACACUAUCCUUCACAUGUAUGGUAAGCAGGGAGAACAUGAUACAGCGUUGGAUCUGUAUAGAAACAUGAAAUUGUCUGGACUAGUUCCUGAUGCAGUUACGUACACUGUUUUGAUUGAUUGUCUUGGAAAAGCCAAUAGAAUGACCGAGGCUGCAAAUUUAAUGUCAGAGAUGUUGGAUAGCGGAGUUAAACCCACUUUGCGAACUUUUAGUGCCUUGAUAUGUGGUUAUGGUAAAUCUGGGAAACGAGUGGAGGCUGAAGAAACAUUUAAUUGCAUGCUGAGAUCUGGAAUUAAGCCUGACAAGUUGGCUUACUCUGUUAUGUUGGACAUUCUUUUGAGGUCUGAUGAGACGAGAAAAGCCAUGGCUAUUUACAGUGAUAUGGUUUACCACAAUAUUAUGCCCGAUCACAAACUUUACCUUUCUUUGAUUCAGCUUCUUAAGAAGGAAAACAAAGAUGAGGGUCUUCAAAGAAUUGUCCUAGAUAUGCAGCAAUUAUGUGGUAUGACUCCAGUAGAUAUAUCUUCCAUUCUUGUUCAAGGUGAAUGCUUUGACGAGGCUGGCAGGAUGUUGAGGUUGGCUGUUGCUCAGGGCUAUGAUUUGGACCACAGAAACCUUUUAUCUAUCCUCAGUUCAUUUAGUUCAUCUGGUCGGCACGUGGAAGCAGAAGAUUUGCUUAAAUAUCUGAGGGAUCAUGCUUCUUCAUCUCAGGAGCUCGUUGAAGAGGCUUUGGUGAUCGUGUUUUGCAAGGCUAAUCAACUUGAUGCUGCCCUGGAACAAUACUAUAACAUAAAAGAGUCUGGCUUAUUUUGUGGGAGUUGCAUGAUGUAUGAGUCUCUGAUAAUGUGUUGCAAGGAAUCUGAACUCUUUUCUACUGCAUCUCAGAUAUUCUCUGACAUGAAAUUUUUAGGAGUUGAGCCAUCUUAUAACAUAUACCAGAUUAUGGUGUUCAUAUAUUGUCACAUGUCUUUUCCGGAGACAGCACAAUCGUUGGUUGAUGAAGCAGAAGGAAAAGGCAUGAUAUUUAAGGAUGUUGGCACAUUUGUUAGUCUUAUUGAUGCAUAUGGGAAUAUAAAGGAACUGGAGAAAGGGGAAAGUGUUGUUGCUCGUCUAAGGCAAAGAUCGAAGGUAGUGGACAGGAAGGUCUGGAAUGCAUUGAUACAAGCUUAUGCUGCAUCUGGUGGUUAUGAACAAGCUAGGGCAGCUUUUAAUACAAUGAUGAGAGACGGACCUUCCCCAACCAUAGAUACAAUGAAUUUACUGAUGCAAGCUUUAAUUGUAGAUGGGAGACUAAAUGAGCUAUAUGUGUUGAUUCAAGAACUUCAAGACAUGGGUUUUAAGAUUAGUAAAAGCACCAUCCUUUUAAUGCUUGAAGCAUUCGCAAAAGCUGGAAAUAUCUUUGAAGUAAAGAAAAUAUAUAACGGGAUGAGGGCUGCUGGUUACCUCCCAAACAUGCAUCUCUACAGAAUAAUGAUUUGGUUGCUAUCCCAGGGAAAACGAGUGAGGGAUGUUGAGGCCAUGGUUUCUGAGAUGGAAGAAGCUGGAUUCAAGCCUGAUCUUUCAAUGUGGAAUUCAUUGCUAAAAAUGUACAUUGGCAUUGAGUAUUAUGAAAAGACUGCUGAAGUGUUCAAGAAGAUUCAAGAAGCUGGACUUGUCGCUGAUGAGGACACUUACAAUGCUUUGAUACUGAUGUAUUGCCGAGACCGAAGACCGAAAGAAGGUUUACGCCUGAUGCAUGAAGUGAGAAGGAGGGGCUUGGAUCUGAAGUUGGAUGCUUACAAAAGCUUAAUUGCUGCCUGCAGCAAGCAGCAGCUUUCAGAUAAAGCUGAGGAGCUCUUCAGUGACUUGCAAGAAAAGGGGUUCAAGUUGGAUCGUUCUUUUUAUCAUUUAAUGAUUAAAAUGUAUAGAGAUUCUGGAAGACAUGAUAAAGCUGAAAGGCUACUUGUUAAAAUGAAGGAAGUUGGAAUUGAGCCCACCAUUGCAACAAUGCAUUUACUGAUGAUGUCUUAUGGAACUUCUGGACAACCUAAAGAAGCUGAGAAGGUCCUUGAUAAUCUUAAAUUAUCAGGGUAUAAUCUUAGUACACUGCCUUACAGUUCAGUUAUCGAUGCCUUUCUGAAACAAGGAGAUUAUAAUGCUGGGAUUCAGAAGCUCUUUGAAAUGAAGGAUGAUGGUUUGGACCCUGACCAUAGAAUAUGGAGUUGCUUCAUUUAUGCAGCAAGCUUGUGUCAGAGUUCAGAAGAAGCUAUGGUUCUUUUAACAGCUCUGCAAGAUACUGGUUUUGAUCUCCCAGUAAGGCUGCUGACUGAAAAUUGGGAAUCAUCAGUUAAAAUCUUGGACCAUUGGCUUGAAAGAUUAGAGCCACUUGAAGACAAUGCUGCAUUCAACUUUGUGAAUUCUUUGGAGAACCUUUUGUGGGCAUUUGAACUCCGGGCUACAGCUUCAUUGCUUUUCCAACUGGCAGUAAAGAGGAGAAUUUACCAAAAUCAUGUGUUCAGAGUGGCUGAAAAAGAAUGGGGAGCUGAUUUCAGAAAAUUGUCUGCUGGUGCUGCUCUUGUGGGUCUUACAUUAUGGCUUGACCUCAUGCAGGAUGCGUCACUGGAGGGUUCACCAGAAUCACCAAAAUCGGUUGUUCUAAUAACAGGGACAGCAGAAUACAACAUGGUCUCGUUAAACAGCACAUUAAAGGCAUACCUUUGGGAGAUGGGAUCACCUUUUUUGCCUUGUAGGACAAGGAGCGGAGUUCUAAUUGCCAAGGCUCAUUCCCUCAGAAUGUGGCUAAAAGACUCCCCAUUUUGCUUUGACCUUGAGCUGAAAAAUGCUCACGCACUUCCACAAUCAAACUCAAUGCAGCUUAUGGAAGGAUGCUUUAUGAGACGUGGUCUUGUUCCUGCUUUCAGGGACAUUGCUGGAAGACUCGGAGUAGUGCGACCAAAAAAAUUUGCAAGAUUAGCAUUGUUGUCAGAUGAGAAAAGAGAAAAAGCUAUCCAGGCUGACAUUGAUGGUAGCAAAGAUAAGCUAGACAAGAUGAAGAGUAAAGGUGGUGUUAUUAUGAAGAGGAAACUGGGGCACCAGAAAAAUAAGUUUAUCAGGAAAACAAUGUCAUCAAACACCAAAGAGAUGCUUCCUCGGUAAAUGUUGCUUCAAAAUAAGUGAUCGGUUAUAUCUGUCUGGAAUGAUGAGAUAUCGUUACCCGUUCUUCAAGGGUAAAGCUUAUGCUUUUUGCAUGCCUAUAUUGGGGGACUUUGGGAACUGCGGCAAAAAGAAGGUUUUCAUAGCCAUUUCAGCCUAUUCAAAGGCAUAGUGGUUCCUACAUUUUUGCACAGCACCUUCUGCAAUUAUAUGCAAGAAUACUAUAAAAAGCCAAAGGACUGUUUUUCAUGCCAGAGAAGCUGCUAAUUUUUCAGGUGUGACGUUUAUGAUGCUUCAGAAUCUAUUGAACAAAAGAACUCGACACGUCCAUGUCAGGCAAAUGGCAGCUUGAGUAACAGAGAAUAUAUUUGAACUUUCUUUUCUUGGAAACCAGAAGAAGAUUGAUGUUUUGUGGAAAGGAUGGAGACUGGAGAUGAAUUGCAUUUUCACUCACUUAAAAAGUGAUUGAUGGCGUCAACGUAAUGUUGGAUCCUAGAGUUCUACGUACACUCACGAGAUAAGUGAUGAGGUGAUAAUUUAUUUCAAGUGCUGGAAAAUGCUCGACUGCAGAAAAUAAAUUGUGCUAGUUUAGACGAAGUAACGAUGGAGUUUGGGGGAUAUAUUUUCCCUGCUUAUAUCAUGUAAAAGCAGCCCGGAAGAGUCAGUCUCUUGGAAGAACAGUUCAAAUUUGAGAGGCAAGUGAAGUGCGGCAAAGAGGUGAAGUGCGGCAAAGAAGUCAGUCAGUAUGUUAGGAAAAGGUCGCGACAGCAAUUACAGCAUGAGUUAGUUAUGUGGACAAAAGUAGGUUAUUCUGUGUUCAUUGGAUCACUUGUAUGCAGAGUACUGUAACAUUUUUGGUGCCAAAAAUGGGGUGAAUUAUCAAAUGGCUUAUUGAUUGAGUAAUGAUCAUGAUCCUUAGUUUUUUGCCCUG